Messenger RNA from Schistosoma spindalis, 4962 nucleotides. Lineage: Eukaryota; Metazoa; Platyhelminthes; Trematoda; Strigeidida; Schistosomatidae. The record is from the annotation of a GenBank genome assembly.
ACUAUGCGCAAUGUUCGAAGUUAGCGCUACAUCACUAUUUGAAAAGGUCUAUGGAGUUCAUCGCUCAUCUGGAUUUUAUAUUUUAUAAAUUUCUGCUCACGCAGCAGAACAACAUACUUUGGUUAUGUUGCACCUGAGGACUGUGGCUAUUUCAGUUUUUUUACUUGUGACUGCUACCAGACAAGAUGAUGACAUUGGUUACUUUUGGCAUUUAAGUGAUAUUCACUGUGAUUUAAAAUAUGUAAAUAAAUCAUGUAAUCUUCCAUAUGGUAAUUAUUCUUGUGAUUCUCCACUCAAACUUGUUUUAAAUGCAAUCAAUGCAACUAGAAUGUUAUUUUCUAAAACACCGGAUUUUGUUAUUUGGAGUGGUGAUAAUGGGCCACAUGAUGACAGUUUGACAUCCGAUCAACUUUUGGAUGGUAUCCGGUUAAUAAGUAAAGCGUUGAAACAAUCAUUUCCAGUGGAUGAAGUUUAUAUUCUACCUGUAUUAGGUAAUCAUGAUGUUGUGCCUGCAAAUACUAUGGAAAUUACACCACAAAGUCGUUCACGUUUUGACUGGUGUCACAAACUUGGUAAUGAUGUAGAUUUAUGGGGUGAAUGGAUUAAUCAUCGACAAAAGAAAUAUUCAUCAUCAUCAUCACGUCCCUCUUCUUCUUCUUCUUCUUCCUUCUUAUCAGAAAAUUCAUCAGACUUUCCAAUGGCUAAUUUCUCACAAAAUUGUUUCUUCUCACAUUAUCUUGUAUAUAAUACUAGUUCAUACAAUCAUCCUAAUACUAAUAGAAACAAUAAUAACUCUAAAAUUACUCAUCAACCUAAUUUAAUUCUAAUCAGUUUAAAUGGUCUAAUCUGGUAUCAAGGUAAUAUAUUAGCUGGUACUAAUGAUCCAGAUCCAUUGGGUCAACUCAAUUGGCUUCGACAAACCUUUGAAUGGGCAAGAAAACGAAAGGAUAAAGUUUUACUUGUUAGUCAUUUCCCUCCGGGUGUAUCAGAGAAUGCUCCACAAUGGUAUCAAUUUCUUCGUUCAGAAAUGAAUGAUCAAUUUGUUAAUAUAUUAAUUGAUAAUGCAGAUUUAUUAAUGACUGGAUUAUUUGCCCAUGAACAUGUUGAUAGUUUUCGAUUAUUAGUCAAUAAAUCAAAUAUACCGGUAGCAUCAUUAUUUCUUAUGCCUUCCAUUUCUCCAUUACUAUUACACGGUUUAGGUGAUUUUAAUCCACGUAUACGAUUAUAUCGAUUUAAACGUUCAACAAUGACUUUAUUAGGUUAUUCUCAAUAUUAUUUUAAUCUAGAUAAUCAAUUAUUGAAUAUGAAUAAUUUAAUCAAUAAUUGGCAAUUAGAAUAUGAUACAUUGAAUACGUAUCAUUUAAUUGAUUUAUCAUUUAAUUCAAUCAAUCAAUUAUGGUAUAAUUUUUAUCAAAAAAAUAAUAAUUAUUGGUCAAAAUAUUGGAAGCAUGAAUUAGGUGGUCGAUUACAUAGUUUAAAACCAAAUUAUCUUACUAAUGAUGGUUAUUGUCCUCAAGCGAAAUCACAAUGUCGUUGUGAUCAUUUAUGUGCUAUGCGAUUCUUAAUUCUAUCUGAUUUAAGCAAAUGUCUUGAAUUAUGUAAAAAUAUACAAAAAAAUAUAGUUGACAAUGAUAGUCGUGGUCGUGGUCGUGAUGAUGAUGAUGAUAAUCAUUUUCAACAUCCAAUGUUUACGACUAUUUAUCAUCCGAAUAAUAAUACGUAUUACAAUCAAUCUAUUAUUAAUGAUACAAGUAUUAUACAUUUGAAUGAACGUAGUAGUUUACCAUAUAUUAUUGGUGUAAUUGUUGCAUUUUUAGUAGUAUUAAUUGGUAUUGUUUUAAUUGUUAAUCGUGAAGUAUGUAAUCGACAUAGAGUAUAUCAUCAACGUACAUCAUUAUUAGCUAGUGUUAUUGGUAUAAAUAGAAUUAAUUCUGGAGGUAUGAAUGGAAAUGGUUUAUUUUUAAAUACAAUUAAUGGUGCAUUACCUAUCUCAUCAUUUUUACAUGGAUCACGUUCCAUAUGUAAAACUAAUGAUUAUUGUACUGGUGGUUCAUGUAUUGAAUUACGUACAGCUUUUCAUCCAUCCUAUGAUGAUUUCUAUCCGGAAUAUGUGAAUAAAUCUAUUACAUCUUUAAAUGCAAUCCCAUUCUCCAACGAUACUACUACUAAUCAUAAUCAUAAUCAUAAAGAAUCAGAUCAAAUGAUGAAUAGAGUUGUAGAGAAUUCUUUUACUCCAUUAGAGCAUAAUGAUACAAUUUUGUCACCAUCUCAUAUGAUUUCCUAUUAUGACAAUCCUAGUGAUAAUAGCAGUAGUAGUCAUAAUAAUAACCAAAGUAUAAAACAAAACUAUAUUAGUAAACGAUAUUCUCUACCGAAUUAUGCUUAUUUUAAAAAAUAUCUAUCUAGUCAUAUUAAUCCAACUGGUCGAAUGGUGUAUGUAGUGAAUCAAUUGUUUGAUCGUUGUAGUCAUACUACUAGUCGGAUAAGUCAUAUUCACAAUCAUGAUACUGUUAAUAAUAAUAAUAAUAAUAGUAAUAAUCAUGCAAGCACUAUUAAUACAAACAUUAAUCAUUGUAAUGAUAUGUUUAAUAAAAUCUCAUCAAUUGAUGAAAAAAGUUAUACAACAUCUGAAAGAUCAUCUAAUUGUCAACAUACACAAUCACAGAACAAUUCUUAUCAUGAUCAUGAUCAUCAUCAUCAUUAUCGUCAAAAUAAUAGUUGCCUUCCUGAAGAUUAUUAUGCUGAUGAUGAAGCAUUCGGUGAUGAAGACUAUAAUGAUCUUCACCAUAAUAAUAAUAAUAAUAAUAAUCAUAUUUAUUAUCAUUCACAAAAAGAUCAAAACAAUAAAACAAAUAAUAUCUGUCCUGAUAUAGUUGCUGAUAGUGAUAAUCAUCAUCAAGAUCAAACGAAAUUAUCAAUCUCAUCACAUAUGGAUUAUCAUCAAUUAAUGAAUGAUAAAAAGUUGAAAUUAAAUCAAAUAAAAAAACAAUUAAAUUCCCAUCGAAGUCACCAUUAUCAUCAUCAUCAUCAUCAACAACCACAACAACAACAACAUGAUGAUGAUCAUGUUCAUUGUACAAAUAGUACAAAUGAUGAAGAUCAAGAUUCAAUGAAUGAUCAUCUAUUUCAUUAUGAUCAAGAAUCAAAACUUCUUAAUUCUAAUCCUAAUCAUAAUGUUCAUAUUGGUCGAAGGAAAUAUUUAAAAGAUCAUAAAUUUUCAUUUUGUCGUAUAAAAUCAACUAAUCCAAAUCAUGUAUUGAAUAAUAAACAACAUAGUAUAAAUCAUUCAUCAUUUUCAUCAUCAUCAUCAUCAUCAUCAUCAUCAUCAUCAUCAUCAUCAUCCUAUUCUUCUCCUUUAAAAUCAAUUAAUCCUAUAGUACAUAGUCAAUCAUUAGUUCUAAAUGAAAUGAAUCGUAAUAGUAAAGACAAUACUGUUAGUUUAUGUAAUAGAAAGCAUAAAUCUAAACAUAAUUUAAGUAGUAUAUUAACCUCUUCAUUAACAUGUUUACCAAAUGAUUCAGAUAUUCAUUUACACAAUAAAAUACAAAUGAUUCAAGAAAAACAACAAAAUCCUCAUCCUGAUCCUGAUCAUCAUGUAUAUCAACAGUCACAAUCAAAUUAUACAUCAUUAUCUAAAUAUCAACCAAAAUUUUCAUUAUCAACACCAUCUUCAUUAAUAACAGAAUCAUUAAAAGUAUCAAAUUAUAAUCAUGAUCCAGAUCAACAACCUAUUCUUAUUUCAUUUUCAUUACCACAACAAACUAAUCAAAAAUUAUCAUUAAAUUUAAAUCAUUUUAAUCAAUAUAAUCCAGUACAACAUGAUCAUAUAAAUAAUGAUCAUGAUGAUGAUGAUGAUGAUGAUGAUGACGAUGAUAAUGAUAAGAAGAACAAGAACAAGAACAACAAUAUGAUCUGUUUUUCUUCAACUACAAAUAAUGUAUCCAUUGUAAAUAUCCCUAAAUCUGAUUAUGUUCAAAUGUCUAGUUAAUUAGUUUUUAUUUCAAUUUUUUUUUUAUUUUUUAAAAAAAAAAUUUAUUUUUAGCCUAUUUUAUUUGUUAAUAGAUGUAAAUAGAUUAUUAUUUAUCUUUGAUUGUUUCUAACUCUUCCUCCCCCCCCCUCUAUUUGUCUCUCUUCCCCCACCCCCACUUUAUCUGUCUCGUUCUCCCUUUCUGUGAACAAAAAAAACGCACAAAUUUUACACAUAUUGAAUGAAUGAUUAGUUGUGUUUGUUUGGACCGGGGUUUGUGUGUGUGUGUGUGUGAGUAAGUGUGUAAUGUUGAAAUCCUUUGAAAGGUAUUUUUUUUGUCACAUUUUUAUUGAUUCAUUUUUUGUUUGUUUGUUGCUUUGGUAUCUCUUUUGUUCUAAUCAAUACAAAUAUUAAUCUUGUCAUCAAAAUUCAAGAAGAAAAAAAAACGCAACUAUUUAAUAUCAUCUUUCUAUGUUAUAUAGAAUGUGUAUGUAUAAUGCUUAUUCUUAAUGGAUUCCCCUUUCGCUUCAUCCCACCCCCUCUUCCACCAUGACAACUGUACAUUGAUGUACUCAUUUCUUUUUUCUUUUUUUAAAAAAAGAGCAUAAGUGUGGGGGAAUGUAUUUGCUCUAUCUAGUCUGUUGAUUCAUAGAAGAGAAUGUAUCUAUGGUAAUGAUUGUUAUUCAUUGAAUUGAGUUAUAUACAAUAUCAUUAUUAGGUUAUAAAGGUAAAAUUUUUUUUAAUUAUUAUUAUUCUAAGUCAUUUAUAAUUAUUAUCAAUGAUAUUUUAAUUGAAUUUUGUUAAUUAUUAAAAACAAGCUGAUUGCUCAUUGUGUAUAGACUUGUUUCCUACCUUCUUUCAUCUUCAUCUUUGUUUUCUUUUAUCUAAAAACAAAAUCCAAUCAGGGUUAUGUGUAUAUUGUAGAUGUACUAUAUGUAUACUGAUCCUUUUUAUUGUAUUCCCUUGCUGUUAUUAUUAUUGUUGUUGUUGUUGUU